Myzus persicae (green peach aphid) is the source of this 1768-nucleotide messenger RNA. RefSeq lists its product as uncharacterized. The record is from RefSeq and is a predicted model, not a curated record. Gene Ontology annotation, molecular function: ubiquitin binding. NCBI's taxonomy places the organism in Eukaryota, Metazoa, Arthropoda, Insecta, Hemiptera, Aphididae. Gene Ontology annotation, cellular component: ESCRT I complex. The transcript is spliced from 6 exons. Gene Ontology annotation, biological process: ubiquitin-dependent protein catabolic process via the multivesicular body sorting pathway. Bases 400 to 1623 code for a protein of 407 amino acids.
CUUAAACCAUGGUCAUCACCAUAGACUUUUAAUAAUUAUAUUAUGUAUUCGAUAUAGUCGUAUGCAAGACCCAAAAAAAUAAUGUACGAUUUUCGGGAUUUAAACUAAACUUUUCUUGAUUUAUUACUCUACUUGGUAAUAAAUUUAAAUUACUCGGAAAAACGAACCUAAUGAUUAACCAGUGGCUUCCAAAAAAAAAAAAAAACAAGUAAAGUAAACGUAUUUUAAUAAGAACUAAGGUGGAUCCGAUAUAAAUGGUUUGUAAAACAUAGCAACAGGCAAUGCAGUAAAUUGUUGUAGACAACAAAAUAUGAAGUUGGACUCAUCAACUUAUAGAGUAUAUUAAUUAAUUCUAUGAAUUCAUAAGACUUAAAUAUUGUGUAAGCAUUUGUGCUUAAUAUGUCAUAUGGUGGAAGCAGUGGACAAGAAAGUGAUAAAAAUGGAUUUUCAUACAUUGAUGAUAUUCCUGUUAAAAUUAUUGAAAAAUACAAGCCUCCGAAAAAAAUAGCACUCCCUGGUGUAUUACAACACAAACCAACAUCUAAUGCAUUAAAAACUCAGUAUGAUUUUAAUUUGGAAAAAAAUGUACUUGAGAAAAUGGCAAUAUGGAGCAAAAUACGGGAAGAAGCUCAAACUAAACGCCAUUCACAGGCUGCUGAGUUCAAAACACAAGAUUAUUUAGAUUUAGAUAAGUUGACGCUAAUUAAUCCAGCACAACAACAAAAUACUCAAGUGUUACAACCAAUACCUGCUCAACAAAUAAAUUUCAAAAUGUCUUCAUAUGACACCAUGCUCACAAAAACUAUAAAUAUAUCAGAUUUUGAGUCUGAUACAUCCAGUCCAUUUGACAACAUGGAAUUAAAAACUAUUAAUGAUUUAGAAGAGCUAGCUUCUGUCUUAAAACCAACAUCAAUCUACAAUAAUACCAAUAUUAAAAAUGAUCCACCAUCUGAUAUAAAUGUUUCUCAAUAUUAUCCAAAACCUAUUUACAAUAAUUAUACAGAUCAUUUUAGUAGCAAUGAAUUUGUACAUGGUCCUAAUACAAAAACAAACCGGACUAUUAGUUCUGCUCGCAUGUCCAAUUCAAAUGCUUUUGAUGAUAAAUAUAAUAUAGCAAAUUUGCCACCCGUUACUAUGCCAAAUAUUUUAUUACAAUUGGAGGCUGAUUUAAAUACUUUAAAGUGUAAUGACGAAUCACCAAAUGAUCCACAAAAAUCUCUACCACACAUUACAGCAAAUGGGUCUAAAUCUCCUACAUGUUCAUUUCCUAAUCCAUACAGAUCACUUUCUCCAACUAGCCAAUGUCUUGCUGAUCAAAUGCAUCAAAUGGGCUUUUCUUUAUCGCGUGCUGCACGAGCGUGUAAACUAUUUGGUAAAGACGAAUCAAAGGUGAUAGAGUUUUUAAUUCAAAUACAUUCCAUUGAGGAGACAAGUGGUUAUACUGCUGACCGUGUAGAACAAGCACUGGUGGUUAAUAAUUUUAAUGCUGAUCAUGCAAUCACUUUUCUUAAAAAUGUUGAUAGGCUUAUUGAUUUUGGAUUUCGAGAAGAAAAUAUAUGCAGUGCACUAGUGAAGUGCAAUAACGAUCCUGAUAAAGCACUUGAUAGUCUUGUGUCUUAUUAAGUAAUAUAAUAUGCACGAGAAUACAUUAACCUGUACGAUAAUUAUGUAUUGUUCAGAAUUAUUAUUGACAGCCAAACAGGUGUGUUCGAUUUAUUGUGAUAAAUACAUUGUACGCGUGUUACAAAAAUUGAAACAUAUUUUAAAA